Molecule: messenger RNA, 615 nt
Organism: Lachancea lanzarotensis
Lineage: Eukaryota; Fungi; Ascomycota; Saccharomycetes; Saccharomycetales; Saccharomycetaceae
Gene: DCP1
Product: LALA0S02e05666g1_1
Exons: 1
Coding region: 1-615 (204 amino acids)
Biological process (GO): deadenylation-dependent decapping of nuclear-transcribed mRNA; positive regulation of catalytic activity; deadenylation-independent decapping of nuclear-transcribed mRNA
Cellular component (GO): P-body
Molecular function (GO): mRNA binding; enzyme activator activity
Source: RefSeq, a predicted model, not a curated record
AUGGUUUCAGUAGCAGAAGGGGCUUCUCCUGAUAUGACUUUAGAAUUUUAUCGUAAAGCCUUAAAUUUCAAUGUUAUAGGAAGAUACGAUUCCAAGAUUAAGCAACUUCUAUUCCACACACCGCAUGCCUCAGUAUAUAAAUGGGAUUUUGGAAAAGACGAAUGGGUGCGGUUAGAAUACCAAGGAGUCUUGGCUAUUUAUCUCAGAGAUCUGACGCAGGGAGACGAGAUUCUGCCGGAAGAAACUGAAGAAGAAAGGUCCGUCUUGGCACUACCAAGCAAACCAAAUGGACCAGAACAUAACACAGAAGUGCUCAAGGGUCGUGAUAUAUACAAUUAUGGGCUGAUACUGCUCAAUCGGAUGAACCCGGAGAAUUUUUCUAUAGGAAUUGCUCCCAACAGCGUUAUUAACAAGCGCAGGCUGUUUUCGCCAGAUGAGGACGAACAACAACCACUCGAAUGCAUGAAAGUUGAAGUGAAAGACGACUUGGUCAUUAUAAAAAAUCUGCGACAUGAAGUGUUUGGUAUUUGGAUACACACGGUGCCAGACCGCAAAAAUGUGUACGAGCUGAUCAAAUAUCUACUCGAAAGCGAGCCCAAAACCUCAUUCGCCUAA